AUGCAUCCCGAAUUGAAGAAUACCUGGACCCCCGCAGUCAAUGUCUUGACCUGGUUCAUGCUAGUGACGGCGAUUUUGAGUGUCUUAACUCGGCUUGGGACAAAGUAUCUCUUCUUUCGCAAGUUUACCUUCGAUGAUGGACUUGCCGCGGCAUCGAUCGUCUUUUGUAUCGCGGAGUCCAUAGCAGUGUCUCUGGCGACGGCAAAUGGCCUCGGUCAGCACUACAGGCUGUUGGCUGAGAUCAAGGUGGACAACAUGAUGAAGUCUGAGUUCGCCGCGAUCAUUCUAUUCAUUGCCAGCAUAUGUUGCUCCAAACUGUCGUUGCUGGUAUUUAUCCGCAAUCUGACUCCGGCAUCCUUGGACCGUCGCUUUGCUCUUGUGCUGGGAAUAUUGAUUGGACUCUGGGCCAUCAUCGGCAUUAUCACGGCUUCGUUUCAGUGCCAUCUGCCGCGCACUUGGGACUACAUGAACGGGACUUGCUUUGAUCGGAGCGCUUGGUGGAACUAUCUCGGGAUCACAAACGUUUUAUCAGAGGCUGGAAUCAUUGCUCAAGCCUUGCUAGUCAUCAUUCGCAUCCAGACAGACUUCCGCAGAAAGGCUGGCCUUUUCAGUGUAUUCUUCAUCCGAGUCGUUGUCGUUGUCGCGAUCAUUUGCCAACUUGUCUACGCCAGCAAGUCAUUUUCGUCGGAAGACCCAUCGUUGGAUACCUGGACAGUCGCCGUCUCUACACAGAUGGCCCAAGCAUUGAGCAUAGUCACGGCGUGCUCCCCACAAUUCAAGCCUUUCCUAGACAAUCUGCGGUCGUCCGGGAUGAGUCUUGAAAUGUCGAGCUCCAACGGCUAUGGUAGUAAGCACAAGACCUACGGCAUGACUACCUUCAGAGCAACCCGUCGGACUCAGGACACUCGAAGCGAGACCCAUGAGCUCGUCUCAAUGCCGCGCGAAGGAACCCACCACACGUUGGUCACAUCGGCGCCGGACGACGAUGCCGAAAGCCAGUCUAGCCAGUCUCACAUUAUCGUGGAGACUCGGACUUGGACUGUGACCGAGGACCUUCGGCAAUGA
Messenger RNA from Penicillium antarcticum, 1065 nucleotides. RefSeq lists its product as uncharacterized. The coding region runs from base 1 to 1065 and encodes 354 amino acids. The record is from RefSeq and is a predicted model, not a curated record. The transcript has 4 exons. Lineage: Eukaryota; Fungi; Ascomycota; Eurotiomycetes; Eurotiales; Aspergillaceae.